AUGCUGCGGCUGCUGGUGGCCAGCGCCCACAUCCCAGCAGCCACGGGCGCCGGGCCCGGCAUCCACGUGUCCGCCCGCUUCAGAGGUGUCCCCAGGAGCACCCGGGUUGUGCCGGCAGAGCGCAACCCCACCUGGAACGAGGUACGAGUGAGGGUGAUCGAGGGCCACCAGCUGCAGGGGAAUGACAUCAAGCCGGUGGUGACGGUCCUCAUCGGCGAGCACCGCUUCAGGACCAGGAUCCGUGUGGGGAACAACCCCUACUACAAUGAGGUGGCCCCAGGGGAUGGGGACCCGCCGGUGUCCCCCCCGCCCACCACCACGCUCACAGUUCUCAACUCCCGGGCCAUCCGCGCUGAGGCCACCAUCGGCGCCUUCAAGCUGGACGUCGGCACCAUCUACAAUGCACCCGGUCGCAGGCUGAGCUGGAAGUGGCUGAGCCUGCAGCACCCCCGGCGCCCCGAGGCCGGGUCCUGCGGCUACCUCCGCGUCAGCCUGGCUGUCCUCCGCGCUGGCGAGCCUGUGGCGGAGCCAGAGGAACCAGCGGGGAGCGAGGAGGUGGAGGCCAACCUCCUGCAGCCUUCGCCGCUCACCCCGUGCGUGGCCACGCUCCAGCUCCGCGUCUACCGCGCCGAGGACCUGCCCCAGGAGGAACCGACCCGGCCGUACCUCCCGGCAGUGCUACCGGCCGGCGGCAAGCGGGGCUUCGUGGCGGCGGCGGUGCAAGCCAGCUUCGCCGGCAGGACGCUCUGCACCCGGGUGAUGCCCCCCGAUGCCAACCCUGCAUGGAACGAGGUGCUCUUCUUCCCGCUGCGGCUGCCUCCUGUCUGUGAUGCCAUCGAGCUGGCCAUCAUCAGUGGGUCCCGCGCCAAGGUCCUGGGCACCGCCACCCUGCACCUCUCCCAAAUCUCCUCUGCUGGUGCCGAGCUUCAAGGGGGGGUCUCUGGCUUCUUACCCUGCUUUGGACCCAGCUUCCUCCCCUUCUACGGCCCUCGGCCGGAUCCUGCCAGGAGACCCAGCACCCCCAGCGAAACCAGGGUUGCAUACCGGGGCCGGGUGCUACUGGAGCUCAGCACCCACACCGGGAGCCCGGAUGGGCGCCAGCAGGACACCAUCGCCCCCGAGGACAUCGCCCGCGUGCAGCGCCUCCUGCCCCAGUGCCGCCGCUUCGGGCUGUGCGGGGUGUUUUACUCGGCCACCAUGCUGGCACCCGCAUCCGAGCUGCUGCGCUUCGAGCUCAGCAUCGGCAACUACGGGGACACCGGUGACCCCACGUGCUACCCCGCUGCCUCUGCCACCCCGCACGGCCACCCCCUCUUUGAUGGCAAUCGCUACCACUACCUGCCCUGGUACGACGCCAAGCCGGUGGUGGCCGUCACCUCCAUUUGGGAGGACGCUGGCCUCCGCUGGGACGCCACGAACCUGCUGCAGAACAUGGCCCGGAGGCUGGUGAGCACCCAUGGAGUGGCACUGCCAGUGCUGGAGGCGCAGCUCCCCAAAACGCCGCUGGACACGGAGCUGCGUGCUGCCCGCCUGCACCUGCUGCGCCUCAUGGCCGCGGCGGCGACCGCCGGCCCCCCGCGCGGUGGCUGGGCCGCGCUGCUACCUGAGGCCGAGGCCUGGCUAGGCCGCGUGGCCGCGCUGGCGGCCGAGCCGCAGGCCGGUGUCCCUGACGUGCUGCUGUGGCUGCUGAGCGGGCCACGGCGGGUGGCCUGUGCCCGCAUCCCCACGCACUGCCUGGUGUUCUCACCCCACGGCCGUGCUGCCUGCGGGAGGCUCUGCGGCCGGACCCAGACCCUCUUCUUGGGGGCCUCGGGCCACAUCCAUGCCCAGCUCCGUGUCCGGCUGUGGCUGGGGCACGUGGCUGAGAGCCGGGACCUGCCGCGGUGCCUGGAGGGCACCCUGCGCAUCUAUGCCGAGACGUAUGAAAACCAAACGAAGCUCCUGGGCAAGUGGAGCGGGAGGGGGCUGCCGGGGCGCCCCAGCUUCUCCGACAUCACUGGCAAAGCAGGGCUGCCCCGCCACCGGAUCCGGCCCCCCAAGGGCUGGCGCUGGGACGGACCCUGGGCUGUGGAGCCACCGCGGCGGCUGCUGCUGGACACCGAGGCCAACCUGGGCAAGGUGCUGGAGGAGGUCUACGAGAAUGAGAGCCGGCAGCCCGGCGGGGACUGGGGACCUGCUGCCAUGGCCAACACUGAUGCCCACAGCCCCGAAGCGCCGGCGGCGGACGAGGCGUGGGAGUACGCGACCCUGUGGGGCUGCCGCUUCCACCUGCGGCCCCGCGCUGGGGACCUGUGCCGGCGGCGCUGCUGGCACCGGCGCAUGGUGCCAUCGCAGUCCUCAUCCGUAGCCCCCCUCUUCCUCCUAGAGGGCUCCCCGGGCACGGAGGCGGCAGUGCUGGAGGGCGAGCAGCCGGCAGCAGGGACCAGGGGCCAGGGACACCCGCAGCAGCCCAUGCCCCUCAUCCUCUGCACCUUCCAGCGGCCCAGCUACUUCCAGCUGCGCUGCUACCUCUUCCAGGCGCUGGAGCUGGUGCCCCACGGCACCAAGGCCACGGCAGACCCCGUCGCCCACGUGUCCUUCGUGCACGUCAGCCAGAGCACCCGGGUGCUCACCCACACCCUGGACCCGCGCUGGGACCAGGCGCUGCUCUUCCACCGGGUGCUGCUUUACGGGGACCCCCGGGGGGUCCGUGACGAGCCCCCAGCUGUGGUGGUGGAGGUGUUUGACCAAGAAGGAGAGGGUGCUGGCAGCUUCCUGGGGAGGUGCGUGUGCACCCCGCUUGUGUGGCUGGAUCCGGGGCACCGGCAGCCCCCCCGGCUGCGACGUUACCCGCUGGAGGGGCCGGGAGGGCCGGCGGGGGAGCUGCUGGCUGCCUUCGAGCUGCUGCAUGAGGCUGAGGAGGGGGCCCUGGCGCAGCUCAGCACCCCGCCGUGGAGGGACGGCACCUUCAGCGUCCCCCUGGGCAUCCGGCCCCUCCUGCGGCUGGUGGCACUCGAGGUGCUGGCGUGGGGGCUGCGGGGGCUGCGCGGCCGCUCCCUCCUGCCCGUGCGCGCCCCCCACCUGGAGGUGCAGUGCGGGGGCCAGGUCCUGCGCACGCCCCCCAUCGCCGACCUCGCCGCCAACCCCAACUUCCCCAUCAACGCCUUCCUGCUGCCGCUGCACCUGCCAGCGGAGGAGGAGUAUGUGCCCCCCCUCCGGCUGCGGGUGCUGGACACGCAGGGGUUCGGGUACCGGCCCGAGGUGGGGCAGGCGUGCGUGCGGGGCCUGGGGCGCUUCUGCUGCCAGCCCGACGCCGCUGCCUGGGACAGGAUCGCUCAGAUGCUGCCCAAGAUCACCGCUGAGAAGGGGGCUACGGACAAGGCUGCGGAGAGGGAGGAAGAGGAUGAGGAAGAAGGAGACUGGUGGAGCAAAUUCUAUGCGGCCAUGGGGGACACAGCAAAGAGCCACCGGGGGACACACGGGGACAGCCUGAAGGUUUACAGCUGCGAGCUGGAGGCAGUGCCCGAAUUCGAGGGGCUGCAGGAUUUCUGCCAGACCUUUCCUCUCUACCAGCCGGGGGGGCCACUGGGGGCCGGGGAGGACCCUGUGCCCGUGGGCGAGUUCAAGGGGCUUUUCCAUCUCUACCCCCUGCCCGAGGACCCUGGGGUGCCCCCCCCACCACGCCACUUCCAGGAGCUGCCCCCCAGCCAGCCCCAGCAGUGCCUGGUGCGCAUCUACGUCGUCCGCGCCUUCGACCUGUCCCCUCGUGACCGAAAUGGGCUGUGUGACCCCUACAUCCGCGUCUCGCUGGGGGCGAAGACGCUGGGCCAGCGGGACCAGUACGUGCCCAACACCGUGGAGCCAGUUUUCGGCAGGAUGUUCGAGGUGACGGGCACCAUCCCUCUGGAGAAGGACCUGCGGGUCUCGCUGCUGGACUACGACCUGCUGCCUCCCGACCAGGAGAUCGGCAGCACCACCAUCGACCUGGAGAACCGGCUGCUGUCCCGCUUCCGUGCCCACUGCGGGUUGCCCCGCCUGUACCGCACCGCCGGCCCUGGGCGCUGGAGGGACCAGCUCAGCCCCAGCCGGGCUCUGGAGCACUUCGCCUGCACCCAGGGGCUGCCAGCACCCGAAUUCAGCACCGACGGCACCGCCGUCACCUUCGGGUGCUCCACCUUCCUGCUCAGCCAUUUCGAGAGCGGCCCCCCUGCGCACCGGCACCCUGGGGCGCCCCGGGAGCGCCUGGCCCUGCACGUGCUCCGCGCCUGUCGCCUCGUCCCCGAGCACCUCGAGACGCGGACGCUCUACAACAGCACCCAGCCCGGGCUGGAGCAGGGCAAGGUGCAGAUGUGGGUGGACGUCUUCCCUGCCAGCCUUGGGCCCCCUGGCCCCCCCGUCGACAUCACCCCCCGCAAACCCCAGAGGUAUGAGCUGCGCUGCGUGGUGUGGAACACGCAGGACGUGGACCUGAGGGACACCAGCGUGGCCGGGCAGAGGAUGAGCGACAUCUACGUCACCGGGUGGCUGGACGGGCUGGAGGAGCAGAGGCAGAAGACGGACGUGCACUACCGCUCGCUGCAAGGGGACGGCAGCUUCAACUGGCGCUUUGUCUUCCGCUUCGAGUACCUGGUGGCCGAGCGGCUCUGCGUCCUGCCCCGAAAGGAGCAUUUUUGGAGCCUGGACGAGACGGUGCAGAAGCUGCCCCCCAAGCUCAUCCUCCAAGUGUGGGACAACGACAUGUUCACGGCCGAUGACUUUUUGGGCGUCCUGGAGCUGGAGCUCAGCCGGCUGCCGCAGCCAGCCCAGCGCCCCCAGGACUGCGCCCUGACGCCGCGGCCGAGCCGCUGGCCCUGGCGGGGGGUGCGGGGACCCCCCCACCUCUCCCUUUUCCGGCAGAAGCGGGUGAAGGGGUGGUGGCCCUGCACGGUGCAGGAGGGUGGCAAGCGGCGCCUCUCGGGUAAGCUGGAGCUGAGCCUGGAGCUGCUAAAGGCCAAAGAGGCAGAAGAGCGGCCGGCAGGGAAAGGGCGAGAGGAGCCCAACAUGUACCCGGCCCUACAGCCACCCAUGCGGCCGGAGUGGUCGUUCCUGUGGCUGCAGGCACCGCUGCGCAGCCUGCGCUACGGCCUCUGGCACCGGCACCGCUGCCGCAUCGUGCUGGGGCUGGCCCUGCUGCUGCUCCUCGCCCUCAUCCUCGCCUUCGUCUAUGCCGCUCCGGGUUAUUUGGCCAUGAAGCUGGUGAACCCUCUGCAAGGCUGGCAUCUCUUCGGCAGUGCAAGCAAGCCCUGA
This is a messenger RNA of Cygnus atratus (black swan), 5265 nucleotides long. RefSeq names its product fer-1 like family member 5 (gene FER1L5). Gene Ontology annotation, cellular component: membrane; cytoplasmic vesicle; T-tubule. Gene Ontology annotation, molecular function: calcium ion binding; calcium-dependent phospholipid binding. The transcript has 45 exons. The record is from RefSeq and is a predicted model, not a curated record. Gene Ontology annotation, biological process: negative regulation of phagocytosis; T-tubule organization; monocyte activation involved in immune response. Bases 1 to 5265 code for a protein of 1754 amino acids. Lineage: Eukaryota; Metazoa; Chordata; Aves; Anseriformes; Anatidae.